This is a messenger RNA of Puccinia graminis f. sp. tritici CRL 75-36-700-3, 1748 nucleotides long. RefSeq lists its product as uncharacterized. The transcript has 6 exons. Bases 1 to 1182 code for a protein of 393 amino acids. Lineage: Eukaryota; Fungi; Basidiomycota; Pucciniomycetes; Pucciniales; Pucciniaceae. Gene Ontology annotation, cellular component: phagophore assembly site membrane; cytoplasm; Atg12-Atg5-Atg16 complex. The record is from RefSeq and is a predicted model, not a curated record. Gene Ontology annotation, biological process: autophagosome assembly; C-terminal protein lipidation; cellular response to nitrogen starvation.
AUGCAAUCGAUCAACUUGCACAUCAAAAACUUCCCACCUGAAAUCAACCUUGAACCAAACCAAGCAGACCAGUAUUGGGACCAAGUUGGCCGAAGCAUCGAAACAAAUAACAUCCGAAUCUCAAUUCCCAAUCACAACCAGACACCCAAACUAGACAUUCGAGGUUACGGACCAAUACUAGCGCAACAUACUACGUUCAGAAUGGACCCAUCCAACUCUCACUCGAUGAGCAAAAGCUCGCCGACAGCCUUACGCAGCUUGAUUUGGGAAGGAUCGAUUCCGAUUUCCUUCGUACUAGAGCCGAGUGAACUCCCGCCUGGGUCAGAUCGAGGGGUUGAGGCGUUUUACACUUCGGCUCCCAGGAUGUCGUACCUCAGCUUGCUGGUUCCGAUCGUCAAGUCCAAUCUGAUCGGCCUUUGUUUGGAUGAUAACGCCCUUUUUACACUGAAGGAGGAGAAUAUCUGGUUUGAGCAUGCUCCUAGCAAAGUUGCCCUAAAAUGGCACUGGCCGAUCGGAUUAAUUUACGAUACCCUCCUUGCAUCAUUACCCGCAUCAUCGUUGGGACUACCACUUCAAGUGACUGUGCACCUUAACCCUGUCCCAGCUGACAAAGGAUUGCUACCAAACGCUGUUUCAGUCUGUAGAGAAGCGUUUAUGAGCCAGGUCAAGGAAGCAGAUUUUGUGCGAUGGGGAAGCACCCGGAGGGUAACCAACUUAAGACAAAGGGAGGCAGAAUCGCUAUGGGAAGGAUUGGUAGAACACGACUUCGACAAGUUUUGGCUCGUCGCCAGUAAACUGAUACCCAUCCCACCCUCACCAUCAAGUCUGCACUCAGCACCUAUGACGCCGGCGCAGCCUACAAACUCAUCGAUUGAUCGCAUGCCGGACGGAAACGGUGUCCGAAAUGUGCCUAUGCGAAUUUAUCUUCCCGAUAACAUCCCAGUUAUGCAAGCUCAAUCUGGCCCAGUAGAUGAGAACGGACGACGAGUUACACUAGGGGCGGCUCUAGCUGACCUCGCACCAUCCCUGUUUCCCGAACCAUCAUCAACAUCGAAGCGACGUCUUGCAAGAGCAUUUAUACAAGGCGUUCAAGUACCCCUAGAGACUGAACUCGGCUGGCUUGGGGCGGUGAUGUGUUGUGCUGAUGGCUGGGUUGCCGUGGUGAUCCAUCUGGGUCGGUAAAGUCGAGAGUUCACUUUUUUCCAACCAUUACCAUUUCUUGUGAACCGCGGUCUUUUGAACAUGAGGAAAUGACUCAAUUUGGCCGCCAAUCAAACCUGAGAGAGUCUCAGCCUGUGGGUAUGCUAUUUCCUCCCUUGUUUACAUCAACAUCUUUCUCUUCAUAACACAUCACUCUUUCAUUGCAUGGUCUUAAUAUAAAUUAUCUUAGUAAUUUGGGGUAAUUAUAUUCUAAAUUUACGUAACUUGCUUGUUCUUUUCAUAUGUUUAUGAAGUUUUAUAUUUGUUGUAAAUCCCGCACUGGUGAACUACCCUACGUCAGUCAAGGUCCCGGGUUGUGCAGUCUCCCCAAUUAUCAUUUUCAGCAGUUUUUUAUUAUGCAAAAAGAACACCUGUUUUCAGUCUUUAGGAGCCAAAACAUCAAUUUGGAUGACUGUCCGCAUGUACAAUACCAGGCACCUACAGCUUAAAAGUACAACUGUUAAUAGUAGUUGACAAAUAAUGUUUACCCCAUCUCAAUUGGGCACAAGGAGAUGGUUUUGCUCGAUUUGAAAUGGUGAAGCCUGAGG